Hypomesus transpacificus is the source of this 5075-nucleotide messenger RNA. Its product is annotated as receptor-type tyrosine-protein phosphatase N2-like. Bases 189 to 3314 code for a protein of 1041 amino acids. Gene Ontology annotation, cellular component: secretory granule. NCBI's taxonomy places the organism in Eukaryota, Metazoa, Chordata, Actinopteri, Osmeriformes, Osmeridae. Gene Ontology annotation, molecular function: protein tyrosine phosphatase activity. Gene Ontology annotation, biological process: protein dephosphorylation. The transcript is spliced from 23 exons. The record is from RefSeq and is a predicted model, not a curated record.
GUAGUGGUGAGGCUGACUGACUCCGGUUGUGUGUACUUGGAGCUGCCUCAGACGCCCUGCAUCCUCUUUCCUCCCUAUCCUACAGUCUCUUCUUUCCGGUACCCAUCCUGAUUCUCCUCGCUCGAGUUCUAUUUUUCCAGUUCUAAACCUUGAAAAAUGGAUUCCUAACGUUUGGAUCAAGGAGAAACAUGGAUUCGCUGUACAUUUUUCUCGUCCUGCUUGCUUUCCAAACCCAUUUCCUUGCUUUUGCAGACAGAAAAUUCGGCUGUCUUUUUGAGAAUGAGUUGUGUACACCCUAUGAGAUCUGUGUCAAUGACGGCAUGUUCGGGAGGUGUCACUCUCCACCGGUAACGGAGAGCUACACUUACGACGUCUCUCCGUCUGUGGUGCAACGCUUCCGGAGUCUUCUGCAGAAGCUCUCUGACAGAGGUUUGACAUGGGGGGAUGACAUCACUCAGGAGAUCCUGUCCAAGGAGCUGUCGAAGCUCAGGAGAGUCCCCGUCCCUCGCCUGGAGUCUGGCCCCGUCUACAGCAGCAAGUUCAGACCGGCUGCCCAGGCUAUGGACCAUGGAGACAGGAGGAAUAAGCCAGUGGAGGUGGAACUCACUAGAAACCUCCAGAUGUACCUGCAGCGUCUGGGCCUCCUCCCACAUACCUCCUCCUCCAUUGGCCCAAAGACCCCCACUAAGAGCGACCGUUUCCAAUCUAACAUCCCCUCUGACUACUAUCGCUCCAAGUCCCAGAAUCAACAGUCAUUGUCCUCCAACUUCCACCCCCUCUCCUCCUUCCAACCCCCCUACCAAGAGAGACCCCCUGCAGCCAAGCCUGCAGGCCAGGCAGGGCCUCUCCUCAUGGCUGCCCUGAGGCAGUACCUGUCUGGCCAGAUGCCAUCUCAGACAGGGGGCCUGAGCUCCACAGCUCAAGCUGGGGCCUCCUCCCGCCUCCACCCCUAUUAUAGUCACGGUUUAGAAAGUUCCAGACCCAAGGAGAGCUCCAAAGUGGACACACUUCUUCUCAAGGCCGGGGGCAGCCGAGCCCCUCCCGCCAAGGACCCUCUCAGUCCCAUAGACGAGAGAUUCAUCCGGAAAGUUCUCCAGAACGUGGGCCGACACAACGUGGACGUGAACGACCUCGCCCCCCAAGACGUGGACCAGCUGGCUGGCCUGAUAGUCGAUGCACUGCAGGUGGUGGACCAGGACCAGGGCCAGGGCCAGAAGAAGGCCAGGCCAGGCCCAAGGGCCCUGGAGGAGGGGGAGGAGGAUGAGGAGGAGGAGGAGGAGGGAGACGAGCCUGAAGAGGACGAACAGCAGGGCGAGGAGAGUGUCUCUCCAUCUGCCACAGAGAAGACACAGGAGAGCACUCCUGGAGUGGAGGCUGUGCUCCAAGAGCGGCAAUUGGAAAACAGCCCACACCCUGACAGUAACAACAAGGCUCCGGACACCGGCGUCUUAAUCGGCAAACUCCUCGAAUUUCUGGACAAGACCUCCUCCACCGAAUCCCCCCUCCGGAGGGGCGUGGCCUCGGAGGAGGCGGCGGCCUCCAAGGUGGGCCUGGAGAACGUGCGGAGCAAGACCAGCCGCGCCGACGUGACGGUGCAGAAGAAGGCCACACAGACGGCGGCCGUGGAGGAGGUGUCCGAGGUGGACGGCUGGAUCCAGGAGGUGGCGCCCCCUCCCGCCAAGGUUGUGUACGAGGAGCCCCUGAAAAAGAACGUGCACGCGGGGGAGCUGCGGCUCGACGUGAAGCCCGCCGCCGUCGCCAGGAAGGCUAGCGACGACGACUACGGCUACGUCAUCACAGACACCGAACCACUACAGACAGAUGAGGGCCUACACUUGAUGGAGAUCCUGGCUCGAAGGGCCAAGAUACAGAUGACUGACUUCCUGGAGCUCUCGGUGGUGGGCCCAGCAGUGACCUUCAAGGUGAAACCCAACAACCCCCAGAACGUGACCACAGCUGAUGUCGCCAACGUCGCAGUUCAACAGAAAGGCUCUCUGGAAAAGGAAGCCAAAGUCAUCAUUCUGGAGGCUGGAAUCACAGAUAAAUCCAAACUGAACCAGAUCCCAACCAAGUACAGUCAGGCAGAGUCCACCAAGUUCCUUAUCCUGACUGUGGUGUCCAUCCUGUGCAUUGUGGGAGUUCUCCUGGCCUCUUCUGUGAUCUACUGUCUCCGCCACCGCUCCCACCACAAGCUCAAAGAGAAGCUCACCAACCUGGGCUCUGACACUGGCAGCGAUGCUACCGCCACCUAUCAGGAGCUGUGUCGCCAGCGGAUGGCGGUCAAAGCGCCGGCGGAGCGCCCCGAGCCGUUCCAGGCCCUCCAGUCUCGCAUCAACAGCGUGUCGUCCCAGUUCAGCGAGGGGGGCCCGGCCGUCAGCCCCUCGGCCCGCAGCAGCACCUCCUCCUGGUGCGAGAAGCCCGCCCACUCCAACAUGGACAUCUCCACGGGUCACAUGAUACUGUCGUACAUGGAGUCCCACCUGAAGAGCAAGGACCGCCUGGAGAAGGAGUGGGAGGCGCUGUGUGCCUAUCAGGCUGAGCCCAACGCCUCCACCACCGGCCUGAAGGACGGCAACGCCAAGAAGAACCGCUCCAACACCGUGGUGGCCUAUGAUCACUCAAGAAUAACCUUGAAGCUAGAAAACAGUCAAGGCAAUUCUGAUUACAUCAAUGCCAGCCCAAUUAUGGACCAUGACCCGAGAAACCCGGCCUACAUCGCCACUCAAGGCCCUCUCCCCUCCACGGUCGCUGACUUCUGGCAGAUGGUGUGGGAGAAUGGAUGUGUGGUCAUCGUGAUGCUGACUCCUCUGACAGAGAGCGGGGUGAAGCAGUGUUAUCACUACUGGCCUGAUGAGGGCUCCAACCUCUACCACAUCUACGAGGUCAACCUGGUGUCAGAGCACAUCUGGUGUGAUGACUUCCUGGUGCGAAGUUUCUACCUGAAGAACAUGCAGACCAAUGAGACACGCACUGUCACACAGUUCCACUUCCUAACCUGGCUCAACCAGAAUGUUCCGGAAUCCAACCGGACACUCUUGGACUUCCGCAGAAAGGUCAACAAAUGCUACCGGGGACGCUCUUGUCCUAUUAUAGUCCACUGCAGCGAUGGCGCAGGUAGAAGUGGAACAUACAUUCUGAUUGACAUGGUUCUCAACAAGAUGGCUAAAGGUGCGAAGGAGAUCGAUAUUGCUGCCACCCUGGAGCACCUAAGGGACCAGAGAGCGGCCAUGGUCCAGACCAAGGAGCAGUUUGAGUUUGCAUUGACAGCUGUUGCGGAGGAGGUGAAUGCCAUACUCAAAGCUCUGCCACAAUGAGAGUGGCCAAGCCUCAGCACACCCCCGCCCCCUCCUCCCCAAACUGAAACUCCCCUCUGCCCCCCCCCCCACACACUCGUUUCAUACCACCCUCUUCAACUCCCGCUCUUCUUCCACCCCCUUCCACAUUUCCCUCCCUCUUCUCCUCCAAAACACUUCAUGUUUCCCACAAUCCCCUCUCUUCCACGCCCACUCUCUCUCCUCUAAUCUUCUACCCCCUCUUCUCUACUUGUCCUCUGCUCCCUCCUUCUCCUUCAUCUCUCCUUCUUUUUCUCUCCUCUUCCUGUUGCUUCUUGUGAACAUUGUGCCAGAAACCGUGACUGGAUAUUAAGAGUUGAUCCCCUAUGAAGCUUGUAUUUCAAACUGAAGAUUCAUUGCAUUCAAACAACCUUACUGAUUGACCAAUGUUUCUCUCUGUGAUAGAUUUGAAUGUGUUUAUCAUAGAAUUAUUAUUUCUAGAUAUUUAUACAAGUGUGUCUGUAAAAUAUGAUCUGUCCAAACCCCUCUUCCCUUUCUGUAAACAAAAAAGAGUAUUCAGCCAAGUCAGAUUUUAAAUGUCAUAUUCUGUAUCUUCUAAUUUCUUACACUGGAGAUGUACAAAAACAUAUCUAAAUUAUAACUACUCAAUUAUACUAUGGAGAGAUUUAGAUUAUGAACAUGAUGAUUUUGUGCAAUUAUGAGUAACUACACAAGGUGUAUGUUUCCUCUCACUGUUGAGACCUUUACAAUAUGCUUAUAUUGGUUAGCUGUUACAGACAAAACAAAUGAUGAUUUAAAAUGUACUAAUGCCUGCCUUAAAUAAAGCAGUACUAUGAAUGAAAUUGUAUUUUUCUGUUAUUAUAGCAGCUUAUUUAUGUAGCAUAAAUGGUUUAUGUGUGAAUAUUAGCAGCCAAUGUCAAGCCAAGGUAGCAUGGAAAGACUAAAUCUAUUAGUUUGCCCUAUAGGCAUGCUUUGUUAUGUAUCUUUUGAAUCAGUGGGAUAAAACACAGACUACAUUUUUAUCAGACUUGACUGCAAAGUUUUUACUCAUUGUUUUAAUUUCAUGGAAAACGCACAUGGAAACUGCUUAUAGAAACUGGUAAUGACUACUUGUCAGUACAGUACUAAUUAUUUUGUCAAAUUUGUGUAUGCUGUAUUUCUAUCUUCCAUGUGUUUGUGUUUGUGUUUAGAAAUGGUUUUUUCCAUAUUUCAGGCAAAACAAGUCAUAGUAUUACUUUUUGUGCACAAGCCAAGGAUAGUUAAUGAAAUGUAAUUUGAUCUAUGAAUUUCCUAAACUGAAGCUAGUACUCAUGAUGUUAAUAUCCUUUUCCUGUUGUCCUCUAGAAAACCUCAGUUUUUUUUUGUAGAUUGCUGAUCUAUUCCAUUAGUCUGUAUGUACAUAUUAGUCAAAAACACUUUAAUGUUUUUUUUUCAGUAAGAUAAAAUAGCUCUUGUGAAUAAAGUCCCAAUUAUCAAAGGAGUGUUGUAUUGCGAACACAUUGUAUGUGCUUUGGAAACUUUGUUGUUAUUUUCAACAUUUCAUUAUCUCCUUUUAAAGCUUUCUUCAUGUCUUCUCUAGAUUCUGAGUAGGUGGCAAAUAUCUGGUUGAACAACAAUUUUGAGAACUGAUCUGUUAUAUCUGAAUAGUUUAGCCUUUAGUCAUAGCCUUUAAAUUUGCAGUCUGAGGCUUGUCUUCUAGCUCAACAUAGCUUCUUUUGAAAAACAUUGUGCUUCACAUAACUCUCAGAUGAAUUAGCAGAUGUAGAGUAUGUGAAAACUUAU